AUGGUUGCUCCGCCGUCGCACGCGGCGGCAGGUAGGGGAAAUGUGUUUAGAGAAUACAUCGGAGCAGAGUUUAAGGACGUGAAAUUUUCAGACGUUCCGAUAAACCCAAACGUAGAAGAGUUUCACUUUCUUCUGUCGUUUGCCAUUGACUUUGACAGCUCCCGCCGUUCCUUCACUAACGGAGUUUUCAACGUCUUCUGGGACUCCGAUAAUCUUAGCCCUUCUGCUGUUGCUUCCAUUAAAAGGGAUCAUUCAAAUGUGAGGGUGGGUGUAAGUCUUGGGGGAGAUAGUGUAGACAAAGGCGGCUCUGUCUUUUUCAAACCUUCUUCAAUAGCUUCAUGGGUUUCCAAUGCAGAAACUUCACUCACAGAACUCAUAAACACCUACAAUCUCGACGGCAUCGACAUCGAUUACGAGCACUUCAAGUCCGAUCCGAGCACGUUCGCCAAGUGCAUCGGACAACUAAUUGGACGGCUAAAGAAGAAGGGAAUCAUCUCAUUUGCUUCCAUUGCCCCAUUUGACAAGGCUGAAGUUCAAAGCCAUUAUUUGGCUUUGUGGAGAAGCUAUGGCCACUUGAUAGACUAUGUCAAUUUUCAAUUCUAUGCUUAUGAUAAAGGCACCACAGUUGGUCAGUUUAUCCAACAUUUCAAGGCUCAACUCUCAAAUUAUGAAGGUGGUAGGGUUUUGGCAAGCUUGGCCAGCGACGAUAGCGGUGGAUUGGUUCCCGACAACGGGUUUUUUAGGGCGUGUCGGAAGCUGAAGACGGAGAAACUCCUGGAUGGAAUCUUUAUUUGGUCUGCAGAUGAUUCUCAAUCCAAUGGUUUUGGCUAUGAAAAGAAGGCUCAGGCACUUCUAGCAAUGCCCAACUAG
Benincasa hispida (wax gourd) is the source of this 870-nucleotide messenger RNA. The record is from RefSeq and is a predicted model, not a curated record. Lineage: Eukaryota; Viridiplantae; Streptophyta; Magnoliopsida; Cucurbitales; Cucurbitaceae.